CUCAGAUGUGAGUCAUUUAUCAGCAAGAGAGCAAGUUGCUCCACUUGCUCACGAGCAGGAGAAUUUGAAAGCGUGUCUCAAAGGACAAUCUCAAGGGGGUAGGGAAGUACCUACCUUCUCUGGCAAAGGAGAAAAAUGCUCAUUUUUCAUGUUUUCCCAGAAAACCCACUUCUGUGCUAACCUUAAGUCUCAAAACUUAUUCGUAAUUAGAGUUGAGAAGCCUGUUUCAACUUGAAGACACCCGUAUCAGGUGAAUGGACAGCCAGCUACCGCAAUGAAAGUAGAUAAAUGGCUGUCUCAGUGCAUCAUGCCCUGCACCCAGGCUGGAGCCACUUUACUUCCUGGUUUUCCCCAAAGAGACACCAGACUGUAACCAGCAGACAGACUCUCAGCUCAUAUGGAAGCAGUAGCCAAAGGCAGUUCAGACCACAGCACUCAGACCACCCCGUGCUCCAGUCCAGGCUCUGCCCCCAAGAGAUGGGUUAUCCUGGGUGAGCUCCAACACUCAGAUGACAACACAUGUCUGCUGAAGGGACGGUCCAUCACAACUAAAGAAUGGGGCUCAACUUGACACUCACAAAAUUACCAGAUGAUGACCUGCACAACCAAGGAAGUCACACUCCAAGUAACAUGAGUGAUGGACCGGGAAAGAACACCACCAUUAACAAUGAAUUUGACACUAUCGUCUUGCCUGUGCUUUACCUCAUUAUAUUUGUGGCAAGCAUCUUGCUGAAUGGCCUCGCAGUGUGGAUCUUCUUCCACAUUAGGAAUAAAACCAGCUUCAUAUUUUAUCUCAAAAACAUAGUGGUUGCUGACCUCAUAAUGACACUGACAUUUCCAUUUCGAAUAGUCCAUGAUGCCGGAUUUGGACCUUGGUACUUCAAGUUUAUCCUCUGCAGAUACACUUCAGUUUUAUUUUAUGCAAACAUGUAUACUUCCAUUGUGUUUCUUGGGCUGAUAAGCAUUGAUCGCUAUCUGAAGGUGGUUAAGCCAUUUGGGGACUCUCGCAUGUACAGCAUAACCUUUACAAAGGUUUUAUCUAUUUGCGUUUGGCUGAUCAUGGCUGUUCUGUCCUUGCCAAACAUGAUUCUAACAAAUGGUCAACUGACUAAGGAAAAUAUUCAUGACUGCAUGAAACUUAAAAGUCCCCUGGGAGUCAAAUGGCAUAAGGCAGUCAUUUAUGUCAACAGCUGCUUGUUUGUGGCUGUGCUCGUUAUACUGAUCGGAUGUUACAUAGCCAUCUCCAGGUACAUCCAUAAAUCCAGCAGGCAAUUCAUAAGUCAGUCAAGCAGAAAGCGAAAACAUAACCAGAGCAUCAGGGUGGUUGUGGCUGUGUUUUUUACCUGCUUUCUACCAUAUCACUUGUGCAGAAUUCCUUUUACAUUUAUUCACUUAGACAGGCUUUUAGAUGAAUCUGCACACAAAAUCCUAUAUUACUGCAAAGAAAUGACACUUUUCUUGUCUGCAUGCAAUGUGUGCCUGGAUCCAAUAAUUUACUUUUUCAUGUGUAGGUCAUUUUCAAGAAGACUUUUCAAGAAAUCAAAUAUCAGAACCAGGAGUGAAAGCAUCAGAUCACUGCAAAGUGUCAGAAGAUCGGAAGUCCGCAUAUAUUAUGAUUACACUGAUGUGUAGGAGUCAAAGGCCACUUGGCCUUCUCUUGUUUGUUGAAGUCAAUAUGUACAAAGUGUAAAUAAAUAUUUCUUUUCAUUA
Molecule: messenger RNA, 1710 nt
Organism: Manis pentadactyla (Chinese pangolin)
Lineage: Eukaryota; Metazoa; Chordata; Mammalia; Pholidota; Manidae
Gene: GPR87
Product: G protein-coupled receptor 87
Exons: 4
Coding region: 556-1632 (358 amino acids)
Biological process (GO): G protein-coupled receptor signaling pathway
Cellular component (GO): membrane
Molecular function (GO): G protein-coupled purinergic nucleotide receptor activity
Source: RefSeq, a predicted model, not a curated record